AAGAUAUUUAGUGAUAUAUAUUCAGUUAAUCAGUUAAAGAGAAAAGAGUUGCUAGAAGAUCGUAUCCAAAUUUCUUCUCAAUUUCUGAACUUAUUGGUUUUGUUUGUGGUCUCUUUCCAAUCUUUCCAAACCGAAUAAAACCAAAAGAUACUGAAAAAAAAAACCCCAAGAGUAAUGUCUUCACGAGGCGAAUCUACUUAUGCACAAUAUCCUUAUACUCCACCAAAAAAUAAUCAGCAACUUCUGCACCACCAUCAGUAUACUCAACAGAACCAGUUCACAACAACGCCUCAGGACGGUAUAAUCUCCCAAACACCUUCGGGAACACCAAAUCCUCAAUACACAACUCAAAAUACCUCGAUUGGACCACCUAGUUUAAGUUGUCAAACACGAAGAUAUAAGGCUUCAAUAGCAAAUAACACGCCUCGGCAAUAUCCUUCAACUAUUGCCCCUCCUUUGAAUGAACGCCCUCCUUCCCCGUUAGCUUCGACCCAAUGUUUACCCACUAAUAAUAAUGUACCUAUCUCUUCGACUCUGCCCGCGUCCUUACCCACGCCUCCGCCUAUACCCGCGGGCCUGUCUAGCCCAAAUAACACUACUACGGCAUCUAGUUUUGAUUUACAAGACAUUAUCGCCCAAUUUGGAGGGCAACCUGAACUACUUAAGAUUAUUCUUACUUCUAAAGUAGAAGAAGAUAAACGUAAGGCAGAAGAAGCAAAAUUGCGCGUUAAAGAACUUGAUUUAAUGUUAUGUGAUAAGCAUAGAAAAUGUAAUGACCACGAUGAUUCAAAGAAUGAUGAGAUUCAUUCUAAUCAAGAUAUGGAUUAUGACAAUGAAAAUUCGAUCGGAACAUAUUCUACAUCUGAUGGAACAAUGAAUUACGCGUCUUUUAAUACCAACUUAUCUUCUCAUAGUCUUUCUCUUAACCCUUCAAGUACCCCCGUGUCUCAAUCAACACCUCGAAUUGAAUCACGAUCAUCUAAAGAUCAGGAUGAACCAACAGAAUGCGAACAAAAUAAUAAUGGUGCACCUAACAAACGUAAGCGUAAACGCCGUGAAAUGCUUCCAGUGACAAUGAUCAUUGAAACAAAAGAACAUCCUUAUGUGGAUGAUUAUUUAUGGAAAAAUAAUGGAAACACGACACAGAGAAAAACUGGAAAUAAGAGUGUUUAUUUUAAAUGCUCAAACAGUAAUAAAGGAUGCCCAGUUAAUAAAACUGUUACCGAAAAGGAAUGUGGAUGGAUCAUUAAAUAUCGUGGUAAUCACUUGGAAGAAUGUGGUAAGAUCAAGAGGAUUGUACAAUCUUGAAACCUUUUCUUUUGGAAAAAAAAAAAUUUCCGUCCGAUGUGAUCGAUCUAAGACUUUCAUGCCUUAGCUUGCAUUAUAUAUAUUUUUUUUUU
Messenger RNA from Rhizophagus irregularis DAOM 181602=DAOM 197198, 1400 nucleotides. RefSeq lists its product as uncharacterized. Gene Ontology annotation, molecular function: sequence-specific DNA binding; DNA-binding transcription factor activity. The record is from RefSeq and is a predicted model, not a curated record. Gene Ontology annotation, biological process: regulation of DNA-templated transcription. Lineage: Eukaryota; Fungi; Glomeromycota; Glomeromycetes; Glomerales; Glomeraceae.